This is a messenger RNA of Blastocystis hominis, 732 nucleotides long. RefSeq lists its product as hypothetical. Gene Ontology annotation, molecular function: protein serine/threonine phosphatase activity. Gene Ontology annotation, cellular component: cytosol. Gene Ontology annotation, biological process: peptidyl-serine dephosphorylation; mitotic cell cycle. Lineage: Eukaryota; Bigyra; Opalinata; Blastocystidae. The coding region runs from base 1 to 732 and encodes 243 amino acids. The record is from RefSeq and is a predicted model, not a curated record. The transcript is spliced from 5 exons.
AUGCCUUGUACAAUAUGUGGCGACAUUCAUGGUCAGUUUACAGAUUUAAUCGAACUGUUUCGUGUCAACGGGAUAGUUCCCAGUGUAAACUAUGUAUUUCUAGGUGACUACGUGGAUCGUGGCUAUUACUCGGUAAUCGAGACAAUUGUGCUUCUAUUUUCCUUAAAGAUCCGCUAUCCUGAACGAAUCUUCCUUCUCCGAGGAAAUCACGAAAGCCGUUUUCUAUCACAUUCGUUCGGCUUUUAUCAGCAGUGCAUGAGGUACUACAAUGAUGAGAGUGUGUGGAAUGAUUUUAUGGCAACCUGCGAUUGCCUCCCUCUCUGUGCUAUUAUUAACGAUAAAAUCUUCGCAGUUCACGCAGGAAUUAGUCCUUCUCUCCACCACAUCGAUGAGAUCAACUCGCUGAAUCGCUUCCAAGAAAUCCCUUUGAUAUCCUUUCUCCCUGCCACAGCCUUUUUCCUUGAUUCGUCACGAAGGUCUUUUCUGCGACUUGGGUGGAACCCUUCUUCGCGAGGCAUUAGUCAGACGUAUGGGCAGGACGUUUCAGAGCAGUUUCUGCUGGAUAAUCAGCUGAAAUGCAUAGUUCGUGGACACGAGUUGGUCAUGGAGGGCUAUAAACAGCUUCACAAAAACAAGGUGGUGACGGUCUUCUCCGCUCCAAACUAUUGUUACUAUGUGGGGAACAAGGGCGCCUAUGCAGAGGCCGACGAGUUGGGAUAUCUUUCUUUGUGA